AUGUCCGCUCGCGCCUACGAAGAUCAAUAUGGCCAUUCUGGACACAUCCGACGCCACUCGUCGGUAGUAAACGAGAAGGGCCCGCCCUCUGUGUCUCCUCGUCGCAAGCCGGUCAGAAGCCAAAGUACACGCGCAAGCAACGGCACCGUCAGCACGACAAUGAGUGUAUCGUCAGGAAGAAUGUCUCAAGCAACAAAUAUCACACAACCUCCAUCGUACUCGAAGAAGUUUGUUGUUGUCGGCGAUGGAGGCUGUGGCAAGACUUGCUUGUUGAUCAGUUAUUCGCAAGGCUACUUUCCAGAGCAGCUGAAGCUAGGACAGAAAUACGUUCCUACAGUUUUUGAGAACUACAUCACGCAGACUACGCAUCACCCCUCAGGCAAAAUAGUUGAACUGGCGCUUUGGGAUACUGCCGGGCAGGAAGAAUAUGACCGACUUCGACCCCUUUCCUAUCCGGAAACGGAUCUCCUCUUUGUAUGUUUCGCCAUCGAUUGCCCCGUCUCACUCGAAAACGUAAUGGACAAGUGGUAUCCCGAAGUCCUCCAUUUUUGUCCCACAACCCCUCUGAUUCUAGUCGGUCUCAAGUCCGACCUUCGAACGAAACGGACAUGCAUCGAGUUGCUCAAAAGCCAAGGUUUAACCCCCGUCACGCCUGACCAAGGCCGGGGAGUGGCCCAGCGGAUGGGUGCCCAGUACGUGGAGUGCAGCAGCAAAGAGAUGCGCGGUGUCGACGAGGUGUUUGAGCUGGCUGUUAACACGGCUGUGGGAAUCGAAGAAGACAACUGGGACUCUCGUGAGGGCGGUUCUCGUCCUCUCGGUGCUGGAGGGAAGAAGAUAAAGAAACGGACUUGCAAGAUUCUUUAA
Uncinocarpus reesii 1704 is the source of this 864-nucleotide messenger RNA. RefSeq names its product protein rho4. The record is from RefSeq and is a predicted model, not a curated record. Lineage: Eukaryota; Fungi; Ascomycota; Eurotiomycetes; Onygenales; Onygenaceae. The coding region runs from base 1 to 864 and encodes 287 amino acids. Gene Ontology annotation, molecular function: GTPase activity; GTP binding. Gene Ontology annotation, biological process: small GTPase-mediated signal transduction. The transcript is spliced from 3 exons.